This is a messenger RNA of Moneuplotes crassus, 1053 nucleotides long. Lineage: Eukaryota; Ciliophora; Spirotrichea; Euplotida; Euplotidae. The record is from the annotation of a GenBank genome assembly.
AAUGCACAAGAACUUCUCUGAUGGAUCUUGAAAGAAUCAGAUUAAUGCAUCACAUGAAACGCAUUCAAAAGACCUUAGUUCUGCAAAGAUGAUUCAAUAUUUAUAGAAUCAAGUGACAAAAGAGGAGGACUAAGCUCAUAUUUCUCAUGGUGAGGCAAAAAUAAAGUAAAAGGUUUAGUUUUGUCAAUCAUAUAUGUCUAUGUUAUUGCUGUUGCUCGCCUUCAGAUAAAACUAUUGGCAGUGUCUAGCCCAUAUGUUUCUAUCAACGAUUUUGCUAUUUUUAUGGGAGUUUUUACCAUUAUUGCGAGUGUUUUAUUAGGAUUCAUCACUGACACUCUCACAGACGUUCUAAAAUAUUCAGGUGUAGUGUUAUGACUAAUUAUUGGAAGAACUAUUUGUGGAGUCGUGAACAAUCUAUUGGUUUGAUAUGCUAUCAACCAAUUGCCUUUAUCAAAGGCGAUUUUCAUGAUUAAUUUGUGCCCAAUCUCUUGUGCUAUCAUGGCAGCCAUAUUUUUGAAAGAGAAGCUAACAAGAAGUUAUAUAUUGUGUCUUUGUGUGGCUCCUAUUGGGAUAUACCUGAUAUCUUUAAAUAUGGACGAUCAAGGUAAAACUGGAAGUUUAACAGGCUAUCUUUCAGCAUUCUGAUCUAUAUGGUUAGGUGGUUUAGUCUUUAUUUUUGUCAGAGCAUUAAAUUUGUAUGGAGUCCAUGCUUCUUGGGUAUAUAUGAGCUGAGGGAUUGGAUUAUUUUUUCAACCCGUUAUCUGGAACCUUUUAAAAGAUGAUGUUCUUCAUUUUGAGCAAUACACUUCAUAUGAUUCAUUCAUGGUAAUCACUCACGGAAUGCUGGCAACUCUAUUCAUGCUCUUAUUAUACUACGCAUCAAAAUAUGUAGAAGCUUCUUUUAUCGCUCCUAUUUCGAACCUUGAGAACAUCUUCUCCAUCAUAGUUGACAUAUUCAUUUUCCAUUACAGCUUCACAAUUAUAGAAAUAGCCGGGAUGUCAAUAUUAGGUGCAUGAAUCAUAACCAUAGUAAUCAUAAAAAUGCAAAAAUAA